Messenger RNA from Physella acuta, 2952 nucleotides. RefSeq names its product kinesin-like protein KIFC3. The record is from RefSeq and is a predicted model, not a curated record. Gene Ontology annotation, cellular component: microtubule cytoskeleton. NCBI's taxonomy places the organism in Eukaryota, Metazoa, Mollusca, Gastropoda, Physidae. Gene Ontology annotation, biological process: microtubule-based movement. Gene Ontology annotation, molecular function: ATP binding; microtubule binding; microtubule motor activity.
AUACUUCGAUCUAGACUAGAUCUAGGAUUCGAGCAACUUUAAGUGUUUAAAUACAUUUAAAUUCUGUUUCAACAAAGUUAAUAAUUACAUCAAAUGGACAAUCAAAAUAAUGACACUCUUGAAAAACGGCCAUCUAUUGCAAAUGUGUACAGUGAAUUAUUCAAAGAUAUUUCAACUGUAAAUAAACAAAGAAAAAGACCCUUUGAUACUAGUUUAUGUGAAGAUGACAGUUCACCAAGUAAAGUUGCUAGACUAGACAACAAAGAAAAUUCAGCAUAUAAAAGAGAUAAAGCAGUUAUUCAGAAAGGAAGAGAAAGGAUCAAAGAGUACAAGUUUUGGCUAGAAAAGAAAUUAAAGAUUUGUAAUACAGAUUUUCAUAAUCAACGACAGCUGAUUGCCAAAGACAAUGUUAUUUCUGCUCUUGAAAGUAAAAUUCUAGAGCUUGAAAAUCGCACACAUGAUAAUGCUUCAUCCCCAUCAACACAGAAACUGUUGGAUGAAAUAAGAAAUCUUGAAAAUGAAAAUGAGAGAUUAAGGAAAAGGAUAUCAGAUUUGGAAACUUAUGAAACACUGUACAAGAGAGGCAACAUUGAGAACCCAGCUGUACAUUCAAUGGGUUUUACAAAGUUUGAUGGGAGGCUUCUACCUCGUGUUUCUGGAACAGAAAAAGACCUUAAAACUUUCAUGCAGAUUUUGUCAGAGACAGAAGAAAAAAUCAAAAAAUUGAAAACAGAAAAAGAAAAUUUAAAAGAUGAGUUGAACCUUUUUGAAAUUAAAAAACGUGAGCAAGAAAAAGAACUGAGACAAAAGAUCAGUCAUCUAGAAAACAAAUUAUUUGAUGCCAAUAUGCAGUGCGUCCAGGAACAGAUUAAAUUUACUGAACAUUUGGCGGACAAUCCUACUAUGAUUGUUGUAGAAAGCCGAGCUCCCAAACGAAUGAAUUUGGAUGAUUUGUACAGUAUAAAAGACAUCAGUAGCAUUCUGUCUAUGGAUCUAAGGACAGUAAACAAAGAAUUUUUACUGUUUUCAAAAUCAGUGAUGUCCAGUUUGAAAGAUUUUGUUUACCAGGUUCAAGAGGCAAUCAAAACCACUGAUGAAAAGAACAAAGAGCUUGUAAUGAAGUACACUAAAGAGAUCCAGCUGCGGAAAUCUUUCCAUAACCAGUUGGUGGAGUUGAGGGGUAACAUUAGAGUGUUCUGUCGUGUGCGGCCCUGCAUCAAAGAAGAUGGUGAGACUGAGACCAUGGUAACAACAGACCCGUACGAUGAUGGAGUUAUCACAAUAAACAAUAGAAGCAAAAGUGUACAUUUUCAAAUGGACAAAGUCUUUCACAUGGAUAUCUCACAAUCACAGGUUUUUGAAGAGGUCUCAUCUCUUGUGCGCUCAGCUAUUGACGGCUACAAUGUAUGUAUCUUUGCUUAUGGACAGACGGGAUCAGGGAAAACAUACACAAUGGAGGGUUCUUCAUCUGACCCAGGAGUGAAUCAAAGAGCUCUUCAAUUUUUGUAUGAGGAAACAAAAAACUCAAGCUGGCAAUAUAACAUUGAAGCCAGCAUGUUGGAGAUUUACAAUGAGACUAUAAGGGACUUGUUAAACCCUGACACACCAACUGAUAAACUUGAGGUCAAGAUGAAGCCCGAGGGAGGGCUGUAUGUACCUGGUCUAGUCACUGUACCUGUCAGAUCCCUUGCUGAGAUCAAUAAGAUAUUUGAGACAGGUAGACAGAACAGAUCCACGGCUGCCACCAGUAUGAAUGAAAGGUCUUCCCGGUCCCAUUGCUUGCUGUGUGUUAGUGUAGUUGGUGUCAAUCUUCUGACAGGAAGCAAGACUUUUGGGCGACUAAAUCUAGUAGACUUGGCAGGCUCUGAAAGGGUCAGCAAGUCACAUGCAGAUGGAGCAAGGCUUAAAGAAGCACAAAAUAUAAACAAGUCUCUCUCUUCUUUGGGUGAUGUCAUCAGUGCCCUAAAAAAUAAACAUAGUCAUAUCCCGUACAGGAACUCAAAACUAACAUACCUUCUACAGGAUUCCCUUGGUGGAGACAGCAAGACACUAAUGAUUCUCCAGGUCUCACCUGUUGAGAAAAAUAUAAAUGAGAGCAUUUGUACGUUGAACUUUGGCCAAAGGGUCAUGUCUGCUGAGCUUGGACAAGCCACACGAAAAGUUGAGGAAGGAAAGGUCCCAGUGUACAGUUUAGGACAAUGGAGGAAACCCAUGCUAAUGAACACACCAUCCAGCGCACGUAGAGCAAACAGUGACACACCUAAUGUGGUAAACUCGCCGAUACCUUUGACCCCCACCAACAAGACACCAAACAUCCCAAAAUGCUCGACAGUUCCUUCCAAACUUAAUCAAAGAUUUAAAUAACAUUUGUAGAUGAAUUUAUGUUUCACCUCUCUCUCAUUCACAGCAUAUGAACAUAAUCUUAUUCCCCUUUUUUGCUUAGUGUUGAUCAUUAUAUGUCAUAUAAAGAAAUAUGAUAAAGUCCAUGUACAUAAAACAUAACAUAAUGUGUUGUUUUUUUAAACGUCAAAACAAAUUUUUGCUUGCUUGUGCUUGAUUUGUUGCUAAAGUGUUUAAUGCAUACUGCUAUUUAUGUAUUUAUAAUUUUAUUCCUUUUUUCACAAUAGAUAAAUGAUUUAAAAAAUGUUAAACCUGUAUAAAAAGAGAGACCCUAAAAAAAUCACUUUUGAAACAUAAUUUUAAUUUUAAAAUGAGACAGAAAUUUGUCUAGAACAAUUAUUUAUUUGAUUUUUUUUUCAAUAAUAACUUGUAUAGAAUUACAGUGUAUUUUCUAGUUAUUGAUAUUUGUGCUAUGAAUAAAAAAAAUGUAUAAGCUGCAUCUGCAUACUAUUUAGUCUUUCUAAGAUGUUUUCAAAUGUAUUUUUUGUAGGUUACGGUUACAUGACACUGGACUUUUUUUGUAGGUUAUAUAAUAAAGUUAUUACAAUGAUC